Messenger RNA from Theobroma cacao (cacao), 1159 nucleotides. Its product is annotated as putative LRR receptor-like serine/threonine-protein kinase MEE39. The record is from RefSeq and is a predicted model, not a curated record. Lineage: Eukaryota; Viridiplantae; Streptophyta; Magnoliopsida; Malvales; Malvaceae.
CAGUGUCAACCACAGGAUGGAUAAACAUCGAUUGUGGCAAUGACGCUUUAGUGAUUGGAGACAAUGGGCUUCCAUGGAGUACAGACGAAGAGUUCACUAAAGCUGGCAAAAACAAACGGAUUCCAGAACGGGUGCUCACCCAUACAGAAAUGGCUACCCUCCGAUAUUUCCCUAAUCCAAGUGAUCAAAAUUGCUACACUUUGCCAACAGACCCUAAAGUCCCAAGAUACCUUAUUAGGGCAGGGUUCGUCUACGGUAAUUACGAUGGUCUCGAUCAUCCUCCAACGUUCGAUCUCGAGGUUGACGGUAAAAAAUGGUCGACAGUCACCACGACAUCAUCGACGAUAACGCCGGUGUACCAGGAGGUCAUGCACGCAACUCGUGGUUCAAGUUCUGUUAACGUGUGCUUGAAGCAAACCAGGGACGGCGAGGUGCCCUUCGUUUCUUCCCUAGAGGCCGUGCCAUUAGGCCCCAGUAUGUUCCCACACUUGUACCCACAAAUGGAGAGUGAUGCUACAUUUUUUCUAGUCAACAGAACCAACUUGGCUGGUGUUGAGGUCAGGUACACUAGUAUUUUAAAUGAUGAAAAGCACAACAGAAUAUGGGCAUCUGGACUCACCCCACCAAUUUAUAAUCUACUCACGACCUUACCAGGUUCUAACCCCCUAUUACCAAAUGACCCUCCUGAGUCAGUGUUACGCACCUCGACCGCAUCAUUCUUCACCUCCUCUCCUAUAAUCAUGACCGUUGAUUUUCCCGCUCAAUCAACCCCACAAUCAGCGUAUUUCGUAUUCUAUUUCACUGAAAUGGCGAUCAGGCCUUCCCCCAGCGACACGAGGGUCGUCGAUGUUUACGUUAACGGUGUGAGGAAGGCCACUGUGGCAGUUGAAGUCAAACAAUGUAAGGUGGUAACGGUGUACCCUGAAAUCCUUGUGGAUCCUACGGCUAAUGUAACGUUGGCGGCUGCAGAUUCAUCCACGUUGCCACCUAUAAUCAGUGCGAUGGAAGUUUUCACCACCGUUGAUCAUGUUCAAGAUCAUGAUAAAGGUUUCACCGUCGGUGCAUACGAUCCUUUGAUUUUAGCCUUUGUCAUUUUAAUUCAUGUUUUUGUUGUGAGGCAAUAUUGAUCUGCCUAAGGUAUUUUUUCUUCUUCAUUUGU